Mytilus trossulus (common blue mussel) is the source of this 1459-nucleotide messenger RNA. Its product is annotated as 26S proteasome regulatory subunit 7. Gene Ontology annotation, molecular function: ATP binding; proteasome-activating activity; ATP hydrolysis activity. NCBI's taxonomy places the organism in Eukaryota, Metazoa, Mollusca, Bivalvia, Mytilida, Mytilidae. The transcript has 11 exons. The coding region runs from base 97 to 1404 and encodes 435 amino acids. Gene Ontology annotation, biological process: proteasome-mediated ubiquitin-dependent protein catabolic process. The record is from RefSeq and is a predicted model, not a curated record. Gene Ontology annotation, cellular component: proteasome regulatory particle, base subcomplex.
CACACCGGAAGCAUUUUUAUUUUUCAUAGCACCGUUUCCGGUGUAAAUUAUUUUUCGGUCUUCCCUUUCUCCUCUUUAAUUUAUUCCUACUUCACAAUGAAAGAUUAUUUGGGAUCUGACCAAAGAAAAGUGAAUGACAACAACAAAGAUGCAGAAGACAAACCGAUACAGGCUCUGGAUGAAGGAGAUAUUGCUUUGUUGAAGACAUAUGGAGUUGGACAGUACAGCAAAUCUAUCAAGAGUGUGGAGGAAGAUAUACAAAAUACAUUGAAAAAAGUCAAUGAACUUGCAGGUAUUAAAGAAUCAGAUACAGGAUUGGCUCCUCCAGCAUUGUGGGAUUUAGCAGCAGACAAACAGACAUUACAGAGUGAGCAGCCACUACAGGUAGCAAGAUGUACAAAGAUAAUAAAUGCAGAUUCUGAUGACCCAAAGUAUAUCAUUAAUGUCAAACAGUUUGCCAAGUUUGUUGUUGAUCUAGGGGACCAAGUAGCUCCAACUGAUAUUGAGGAAGGAAUGAGAGUUGGUGUUGACAGAAAUAAAUAUCAAAUCCAUAUACCCCUUCCACCAAAGAUUGACCCGUCAGUUACCAUGAUGCAAGUGGAAGAAAAGCCAGAUGUUACCUAUAGUGAUGUUGGAGGAUGUAAAGAACAGAUAGAAAAACUCAGAGAAGUUGUAGAGACACCCUUACUUCAUCCAGAAAAGUUUGUCAACCUUGGUAUAGAGCCUCCAAAGGGAGUAUUGCUGUUUGGUCCACCAGGAACAGGAAAGACAUUGUGUGCCCGAGCUGUAGCUAACAGAACUGAUGCUUGUUUUAUAAGAGUAAUUGGUUCAGAACUUGUACAGAAAUAUGUAGGCGAGGGUGCCAGAAUGGUGAGAGAAUUGUUUGAAAUGGCAAGAAGUAAAAAAGCCUGUAUUAUUUUCUUUGAUGAAAUAGAUGCAGUUGGAGGAGCAAGAUUUGAUGAUGGUGCUGGCGGUGAUAAUGAAGUACAGAGAACUAUGUUAGAACUGAUUAAUCAAUUAGAUGGUUUUGAUCCCCGUGGAAACAUAAAGGUUCUCAUGGCAACCAAUAGACCAGAUACAUUAGAUCCUGCUUUAAUGAGACCUGGAAGAUUAGACAGAAAAAUAGAAUUUGGUUUGCCAGAUUUGGAGGGUAGAUCUCAUAUAUUUAAAAUCCAUGCUAGAUCCAUGAGUGUAGAGAAGGAUAUCAGAUAUGAAUUAUUAGCAAGACUUUGUCCAAACAGCACAGGAGCUGAAAUUAGAAGUGUAUGUACUGAAGCUGGAAUGUUUGCCAUCAGAGCUAGAAGGAAGAUGGCAACAGAAAAAGACUUUCUAGAAGCAGUGAACAAAGUGAUUAAGGCUUAUGCCAAGUUCAGUUCCACACCAAGAUACAUGACAUAUAAUUAAAUUAUUGUCAUAGACAUUACAGUUGUUUAAAAUAAAUGUUCAAAUUUUGUAUGAA